AUGCCGGACUGGUCAUGGAGCCGCGUACAUCUAAGAUGGCUGCUAAAACUCGCUGAUUUUAGAGCAGUCGGUUGGAGCCAAUGGCCCAGUUCAGCUCCAUUCCUUGUUACGCCGAGUGGACCGCCGAUGUAUAGGCCAGCGACGCACGAGGGUUCGCAAGAGGGGCCGUCAGGGAGCUCUUCAUUUUACCAAUCCCCACCACCAUAUGGUUUUCAAACACCAUCGCCGUUGUUGAUGCAAGCACCUCCACAUUCACUAUUCUAUCAAGCUGGUUCAUCAUCCCAACUCCGACAACCAGAUGUUGUACCGGAAGAACCAGAAUCCCCGCCGGAGGAACCACAAUCGCCGCCGGAAGCUGGACAAAGGAGGAAUCCAGCGCGUAACCUUCGACGGCCGCCACGUGGCACUGAAUCCGGCGGGCACGGAGAUUGA
This is a messenger RNA of Gossypium raimondii (Peruvian cotton), 432 nucleotides long. RefSeq lists its product as uncharacterized. The record is from RefSeq and is a predicted model, not a curated record. The transcript has 2 exons. The coding region runs from base 1 to 432 and encodes 143 amino acids. Lineage: Eukaryota; Viridiplantae; Streptophyta; Magnoliopsida; Malvales; Malvaceae.